CCAAGUGGUUUUCUUUAUCAGAGGGGCAACAACCAAGAUUAAAUCCAACUUGAAUGUCAUCAAUUAUUGUCAUAUAGUGAAUAACUAUGAUUUGACAAUUAGAAUAAAUAUAUUUGCUUUAGAGAAUUCUGUCUAAAAUUAGUAAAGGAAUAAAGAAGUCUCAACUAUGGCAUCUCUUUCUGUAGAAGAAGAAAACUAUGUUCGAAUGAGUUUGUUAUUAACUGGAAUUUCUCCUCGUGCAGCAAGAACUUUCUUUGAUAGUGAAUUUGCUCCAGCAUGUUUAGAAGCGACAUUAAAAAAGGAGUAUAACAAAUUGCUUGACUUAAAAAAGAAGCAUAGAAUCAACCAAUCACAGUGGAACCUUCUGUGUCCUAGAUUUCCCGAUGUUCCAGAUUCUAAAACAUUUGACGUAACUUUGAUGAUACUGUUACUGAGGAAUUUGACUCCGAUCACCCUUCCUCUUUGUGGAUUUGACCAUUUACCUUCUGCAAUAGAAACCACACCAGCUGCAGACUUAGCAAGGAUCAAACACUACAGGAAUCACCUGGCUCAUCUGGAUGAUGGCAAACUAGACAAAGGGUUCUUCGAUACUGCAUGGAAUGAUAUUACGUGUGCUGUUGAUAGAUUGGGUGGGCAGCAAAUGAAGCAGGAGUGUGAUCAUCUUAAAACCAAACCUUUAGAUCAAACCAAUCAAGAAAUAAUGAUGGACAUCAAACAUUCCAAUAAUGAAAUCCGGGAACUAAAAGAAUCAUUUAAAAGUUUGAUAAUAUCGCAUGAAUUACUGCAAAAACACCAUGCUGAAGUGAAGAAAUCCCAUGAGAUAUUACAGGAUGACCAUAGGAAAGUAACACAAGAAAUGGAAACAAUAAAAACUUCACAGAAGGAUACUGUACCAUGGAAUAUAAGAGCACAAAAUGAACAAUUACUCAAAACCUGGAAGGACAGUGAUGAUAAGAUGUUUGUUAACACAAGAGCUGCAGAGCAUAUUUUCAAAUGUAUAAAGGAAAACAGUUGUGUAACUAUAACAGCUAGUUCUGGUGUAGGAAAGACAGCGACACUGAGACAUGUUACUUUACAGAUGGCAGAAGAAUAUGAUGUUCUUAUGGUCACAGAGCCAGGUGACAUUCGGAGGUUUUACAAUCCAAAUAAGAACACUUUAUUUGUAGUUGAUGAUCUAUGCGGAAAAUUUUCACUUGACCAGAAUGACAUUAAAUGUUGGGAACCAGUCAUGGAGGAUAUAAAAAAGAAUCCUAAUAAAAAACAAACAAAAAUUCUUGCAGCAUGUCGGUUACAAGUGUACCAAGAUGCAAAGUUUGAUUCUUUAACAGUUUUUAAAUCAUGUGUGUGUAACAUGUUAUCAGAGAACAUUUGCUUAUCAAAAACCGAAAAAAAAAUCGAUAGCUAAGUUGUAUCUCAAUGCAAAAGCCUCUGAGAUAAGUGACUGUUAUGAUAAUUAUGACUGUUUUCCUCUUUUAUGUAAAUUGUACCAUGAUAAUCCUGAACGUAUUAUAACAGAUUUCUUUCAGAAUCCAUUUUCAAUUUACGAAGCAGAGAUUAAUAAUUUUUGGAAGAAAGGGUAUCACACUAAGUACUGUGCUUUGGCUUUAUGUGUCAUGUUUAACAACAAACUAAAGGAAGAAAUGUUGACAGAAGAGUUGAAUGAAGAAACCAGGAUUAUCAUUGAAAAUACAUGUGAGGCAUGUAGAUUAGAUAGGGGAACAUCAAGACUUGUAUUACAGGAUGAACUUGACUCACUCACACAUACUUUCAUAAAGAAAGUAAAAAAUAUAUACAAAAUUUUACAUGAUAAAAUAUUUGACUUUCUUGUUGAGAUCUAUGGACAAAAAAUAAUCUAUUGUUUGAUAAGGAAUGCAGACAGUGGUUUAAUCAAGGAACGAUUUUUAUUAGAAACAAAAAACAACAUGGAUCCGUUUAUUACUAUAAUACCUAUAAAAUAUCAUUAUAUGUACAUACAGAGAAUGAUAGAUGACUGGUCAAAGGGCAAAUUACAAGAUGUAUUUAGUAACAUCAAUAUGAAGAUACCUCAGUUCAGACAGAAAUUGC
Molecule: messenger RNA, 2064 nt
Organism: Mytilus trossulus (common blue mussel)
Lineage: Eukaryota; Metazoa; Mollusca; Bivalvia; Mytilida; Mytilidae
Exons: 4
Coding region: 167-1405 (412 amino acids)
Source: RefSeq, a predicted model, not a curated record